CGUGGAACUUUCUCUCCGUUUGCUCGUCCAAGUCUUUGUUCUUCCCUAUCAUUGGGAAGCACGCUUGGGAGUUGGGACUCCGAUGAGUUUUUCUCUACAAAAGCUCAGAUAGUGCUGGCUGGCUUGCCAGAGCAGGAUCUAUCUUACAAUCUGUAAACAAACGUGAGCAUUUCUUCUUUUGUUCAUUAGAGAUUUGACGAAUUUACUGACUCACUAGUCUACCAAGACUCUGAUAUCGUUGAAAUCAGGUUCUUUUUACAUUACAUCCGUCUAUUGAUUAUGUAUACUCUGUACCUCGUACAUCUCGAUCUUUCUGAAUGGAAAGUUACAUUCUUGUGUUAAAUUGAGGAAUCAUCAUUUCAUGCCCAGUUUUAUGAGAAUAUGAAUCUAGCUUUGAGCUCAAUGUAAUUUAUUGGCGAAAUGGUAAGUAGAAGGAUAUAGAUUUCGUUGAGCUCAAUACAUCGCAUAGCAGCCGGAAUGAAUGCCCAGACUUUAUGAAUUAAGUGCUCUUAAGGAAAAGAGUUGGUCAUGGCCUCGGUCUCUGAGAGGGCCAAGUGACAUUGAAUAGUCUUUUCAAUGGCUGAUUUGUAGGUUUUAGGUCCACUUUAUGCAGAAUGUGACGAUUCAAGAGCUCGACAUCAAGGUUUUUAGCGUCCCGUUACAUUGUUUUGGACUUUUCAUUUCUAUAUGUGCAUGUGUUGGUUGCUUCUAGUAAGGAUUAGAUUUUGUUAGCUUUUUUGACAUUUGACAAGCUCAUUUUGUUAUCCUUAAGCAAAGAUUUUUGGCACAAAAAAGCUGUAAAGAAAGCUAGAUGUGAGAAAAAAACUGGAAGCUCUUCCAAAAUCCUAGGGUAGAGAUUUUUUGUAAAUGCGCUUUUUGGACCUACUAAGUUCUUCCGAUAAUGUGUUUACCGAAUGGCAUCAAGCCGCUUUUCAGCUAGCCAGACCUAAGUUAGUGCGGAGUAAGCUAUAGGCUCUCCAAAAAGCUAUCUUGUUUUAAUUGAAAUGAAAUUAUUGGAAUCUAAUGUUUCGUGCAAAAUGAAACAAUCAUAUGAAAAACCUUAUUCAGUUACUUCACUAAGAGAGCAUUAUUCUUGAGAUCAGAUUCUGCACUGGCAGUUGAUUGAUUGAUUGAUGAUGAUGAUGAUGAUGAGGUGUUUUCUAUGCCACAAUCCUGAAAAGAAAGAAGAAACAAAAAUAGUGAAGUCAAAUGGAUCCCUCUCAACCGGUUUUGGACUCUCAGAUUGUGGUGAUGCAAGUCAGUCCAAUCUUGAAUCUAGCUCUCUGAAUGGAUCAGAUACCAAUACAGAAUCCCAGGGAAGGACUCAGUUUCCGAGCAUGCAUGAGAGGUCGUGUAAUCUCAGGGAGUUUAUGUUCAUGGAACUUAAAGCAUUAACAAAAAACUUUAGCCGGUCAACCAAGAUUGGGGAGGGAGGAUUUGGAUUUGUAUAUAAGGGGAAAAUCAAGAGUUUUGAGGAUCCAUCUAAUAGAGUUGAUGUGGCCAUAAAACAACUUAGUAGAAGAGGGCACCAGGCAAGAUAUUUUCCCUGCUUGGAUAUUUAAGUCCUGUUUGGCAAUAGCUGUAUACAUAGUUGUUUGAAGUUAGCUGACUGUAACAUUAUAUUCACUUUUGGAUGUUACUCCCUCUAUCGCAUAAAAAAAAACUUAUAGGCUGGACUUUCAACUUUUAAGAAAAAUGUGGAAAAGUGAAAAGUGUGGUUGAAAUUUGUCAAGAUUAUAGACAUAUUUUUGUGAGCCACAUGUUCAUUUUAUUAAAAAGGAAAUAAAGUGCAGAGUUUUUUGGGACGUGCAAAUAAGGGAACCUAGGAAGAUUUUUGCGGGACGGAGGGAGUAGUUGUUUAGACCAAGUCUUUACUUCAGCUUUGCAUUUAGAGACAUCUUUGGAGAUCAUAAUUAGAUGCUAGCUGUUGGAGGUAUAAAAUGAGCUUUUUUCAAAAAGAGUUUGAAAUCUAAGCUUCUUGUCUAGCUACUAUAAUCAAUUGAAAAAGCAGGUCUUUGAAAUAGUCAAACAGAUGAUUUGGGUUGAAGCAACUAAAAGCUUUCCAAAAGACUCAUUACCAACAAGGCCCUGCCAAUUAUCAGUCUUUUCUCAACU
Cuscuta campestris is the source of this 2115-nucleotide messenger RNA. The record is from the annotation of a GenBank genome assembly. NCBI's taxonomy places the organism in Eukaryota, Viridiplantae, Streptophyta, Magnoliopsida, Solanales, Convolvulaceae.